Candidozyma haemuli is the source of this 1500-nucleotide messenger RNA. It is a transcript of the gene UGP1, whose product is annotated as UTP glucose-1-phosphate uridylyltransferase. The transcript has 2 exons. Gene Ontology annotation, molecular function: UTP:glucose-1-phosphate uridylyltransferase activity. Gene Ontology annotation, biological process: glycogen metabolic process; UDP-alpha-D-glucose metabolic process. The record is from RefSeq and is a predicted model, not a curated record. Bases 1 to 1500 code for a protein of 499 amino acids. Lineage: Eukaryota; Fungi; Ascomycota; Pichiomycetes; Serinales; Metschnikowiaceae. Gene Ontology annotation, cellular component: cytoplasm.
AUGAAGAAACACACAAAGACGCAAUCGACAUAUAACCAGGCUUUUGACAAUACUGCUACCACUGUGGCAGCUUCCCAGAUGCGUAAUGCCUUGAACAACUUGGCUGACACUGUGUCUGAGAAGGAGAACCAGCAAAGAUUCGAGACCGAGAUGGACUCCUUCUUUGCCUUGUUCAGAAGAUACUUGGCUGAUAAGGCUUCUGGUUCUACUUUGGAGUGGGACAAAAUCAAGUCUCCUUCUCCAAGUGAGGUCGUUCAGUACAGCGACUUGAAGACCCCUGAAAAGGUCACCGAAGGUCUUUCCAAGUUGGCCGUCUUGAAGUUGAACGGUGGUUUGGGUACCUCCAUGGGUUGCGUUGGCCCAAAGUCUGUCAUUGAAGUGAGAGACGGUAACACCUUCUUGGACUUGUCUGUUAGACAGAUUGAGCACUUGAACAGAAAAUACGAUACCGACGUGCCACUUCUUUUGAUGAACUCUUUCAACACUGAUGCUGACACCGCCAAGAUCAUCAAGAAGUACCAGGGCCACAGAAUCAGAGUGAGAACCUUCAACCAGUCCAGAUUCCCAAGAAUCUUCAAGGACUCUCUUUUGCCUGUCCCUGACUCCUUCGAUGACGACUUGAACAGCUGGUACCCUCCAGGACACGGUGACUUGUUCGAGAGUUUGGUGUCCUCUGGUGAAUUGGACUCUCUUUUGGCCCAGGGCAGAGAAAUCUUGUUCGUCUCCAACGGUGACAACUUGGGUGCCACCGUCGACACUGAAAUCUUGAACCACAUGAUCGAGUCCGGUGCCGAAUACAUCAUGGAAUUGACCGACAAGACCAGAGCUGACGUCAAGGGUGGAACUUUGAUCAACUACGAUGGUCAGGUGAGAUUGUUGGAAAUCGCUCAGGUUCCAAAGGAACAUGUCGAGGAGUUCAAGAGUAUCAAGAAGUUCAAGUACUUCAACACUAACAACUUGUGGAUCAACUUGAGAGCCGUCAAGAGAUUGGUCGAGUCCAAUGCCAUUGAGUCCGAGAUCAUUCCUAACCAGAAGACCAUCUCCAAGGGCUCUUCUGACAUCAACGUCUUGCAAUUGGAGACCGCCGUUGGUGCUGCCAUCAGACACUUUGACAAUGCUCACGGUGUGGUUGUUCCUAGAUCCAGAUUCUUGCCAGUCAAGACCUGUUCCGACUUGUUGUUGGUCAAGUCUGACUUGUUCUUCCUUGAACACGGUGCAUUGAGAUUGGACCCAACCAGAGAUGGUUUCUCCAACCCAUUGAUCAAGUUGGGCUCUUACUUCAAGAAGGUCAAUGACUUCCAGAAGAGAAUCCCUCACAUGCCCAAGAUUUUGGAGUUGGACCACUUGACCAUUACUGGUAACGUCAAGCUUGGUAGAAACGUCACUUUGAAGGGUACCGUUAUCAUUGUUGUCAAUGACGCCGACUCUAUUGACAUUCCAAAUGGCGCCGUCUUGGAGAACGUCGUCGUCACCGGUAACUUGCGCAUUUUGGAGCACUGA